Lethenteron reissneri (Far Eastern brook lamprey) is the source of this 4823-nucleotide messenger RNA. It is a transcript of the gene EIPR1, whose product is annotated as EARP complex and GARP complex interacting protein 1. Lineage: Eukaryota; Metazoa; Chordata; Hyperoartia; Petromyzontiformes; Petromyzontidae. Gene Ontology annotation, molecular function: protein binding. Gene Ontology annotation, biological process: protein ubiquitination. The record is from RefSeq and is a predicted model, not a curated record.
AACGCGUUGCUUUCAAUGGGACGUGGGCGAUGUCUGUUCCUGUGUUUGUGUAAAUCUUAGAUUUACAUUUAAAUCGUGACAAGACAACACAAAUAUUCAGAGUUUUGCUUCCGUAUCGCCGCACGAUGGAGGACGACGCUCCCGUCAUCUACGGCAUCGAGUUUCAGGCUCGAACAUUGACUGCACAAACAGCCGAAACAGAUGCUAUCCGCUUUCUUGUGGGAACACAGUCGAUGAAAUAUGACAAUCAGGUGCACGUGAUUGACUUUGACGAUGAGAACAAUGUGAUCAAUAAAACCGUGUUCUACCAUCGCUCUGGCGAGGUGUGGCACAUCAGCGCCAGCCCUGGGGACAAGAAUGUGGUGGCGACAUGCUACAACACCAUGGUGGACAAUAAGCUGCAGUCGUGUGCGUCCGUGUGGCGUAUCCCGCGGGAUUUUGAUUCGGGCAGCAGUGAGCCUGCUGACGAGAGUGGAACCAACCCACUCGCCCUGGAGCUGCUUUGUCACUUUGACAACAGUGGCCACGGCAACAUGGCCAGUGUCUUAUGGGAACCCCUUGGUGAUGGGAGCAAGGCAGUCACUCUUUCUGACAACCACCUGCUAUGCUGGGACCUAAAGGAAAGCUCCACGCAAGCCGUUUUGACGAGCUCCACAUCACUGGAGGGGAAGGGUCAGCUGAAGUUCACUGCUGGACGCUGGAGCCCCCAUCACAACUGCACGCAAGUAGCGACGGCGAACGACACGGUCAUCCGUGGUUGGGACAUCCGGUCCAUGAGACAGGCUUAUUGCAUCGAGAACGCGCACGGACAGUUGGUCAGAGACAUGGACUUCAACCCAAACAAGCAGUACUACCUGGCGAGCUGCGGCGACGACUGCAAGGUCAAGUUCUGGGACACCCGGAACCCGACGGAGCCUGUGCGCAGCUUAGAAGAGCAUUCACAUUGGGUGUGGAGCGUUCGCUACAACCACUCGCACGACCAGCUGGUGCUGAGCAGCAGCAGCGACAGUCGCGUGAUUCUCUCGAACAUGGUGUCCAUCUCGUCGGAGCCCUAUGGGCAGGGGGCUGAUGAUGACGAUGAUGAAGCCAGUGAUGCAGACGAGAAGGUCGACACGGAGCCAAAGAGUAAGGAGCCCCCUCAGGACAGCAUCAUCGCGACGUACGAGGAGCACGAGGACAGCGUGUACGCCGUCGAGUGGUCCGCCGCUGACCCCUGGCUCUUCGCCUCGCUCAGCUACGACGGGCGGCUCGUCAUCAACCGCGUGCCCCGCACCGUCAAGUACAAGAUCCUGCUCUGAGGCGACGGCAACCGGCGUGCGUGGGCCUUACCCACCCAAGUGCUGUUGCCACUUUACUCGGGCCAGGAGGCCACACGCUGGGCUCUGGUGCCCUUCGUGCUGUGAUAUUUUAAAUUCAGGUUUUUUUGUGUGUGUUUGUCAGGCACUUUGGUGACGCCCGGUUGUAUUGUGACACGCAGUGCCAGGUUGUAUGCAUGCAUGUUGAACUUCUUUCGCACCGUACGUGGCCAACCGUGCUAAUCGGAGGUGCGGGGGAAGGACAACAGACUAAUCACAAAAAGCAGUUAUGAAGAAAUUAGUUUUCUAUUUAGAUUUGAGAGUGCAUAGCUCCAGUAGCGUCCUAAUAUCGGAAGAUCAUUCCAGACGGCUGCAGAAGCGCAUCUGAAAGCGCGCGAUGCAGUGACCGUUAAUCACCGUGCACAUACACAGAGUAAAGGUCUGUAAUGUUGCGUGUAUUGCAUCCGUGCAUUCGCUAGCGCACUACGCUUUAAUCCCAGUCACCCGAGUUCGAUUUUCCCACAAUCACAAAAAUGUAGUGGCAUGUGCUAGAAUAACCUGUUCUGGGCCUCCUUUAGGUCAACUACAUGCUAGUCCGUGCGAGUUGGUGAAGGUGGGGAGCAUAGCCGUGGGGAGCAUAGCAGUACAGUAUAACACGUAAUGUUCCUGCACUGCCCUUUGCUGCCCACAUGUAGUUCCUCGAGCCUAUAAGACCUAUUGUGCAUGGGGAUCAAUCAUCCCUCUCCCAUUGUAUGGUACCUGUUAACAUCCUCGCCUGCUACAACUCGGACGCAAUAUGUGCAUCCUGCCCUGGCUUCUCACGCUAUAGUUUAUCAAGGACGGUUUAGAAUUUAAGCGUUUAGGAAUGGUCUAUGGUCAUAGGGUAAGCAAUGUAACCAUUUUUUUUCAAAUCUGCUGCGAGUAGUUUGCAGAAUCAAUUAUAUGUUCAAUUCUAUUAUCUUAAUUGUGUGCAGCAGUGAACAUCUUUAACUGGUUCCUUUCCACAAAGAAUCGUUUCAGUCUAACGUCAUGCAUUUAUUUAAUCUUGCCGAUUGGUCGUGCUUGCUAUUUUUAGUCUGGAAAGAGGAGUGUAAGAUUCAAGGAAUACAUCAAUAUUUUGUAAAAUAAUUUGCCGCUCUUAUGAUUUUGGAAUAGGUCAUCAAAAUUAUUUCUUAUAAAGAAUAUCAAUCUAUUCACUCGCUAUUUUUCCUUCACAUGAUGUACACAUUUAAUAACAUGUAGAUAGAUGUAUGGAACCCUAGAGAUGUAAAGUAACGCUCAUCACACACUUAUAUAACUUGUAUAUUUAAAGAUAUGCUUUAAUUAUCUAAGCAGAGAUAGCAGUAUGAUCUGUAAAUCUACUUUAUCAUUAAUUAAUCGAAUCAUGUGCUUCCUCCCCCCCCCCCCCCCCCCGCUAUGAGAUUGCUGGUCGUAAUAACAUGCUUUGAAUAUGGCGCACUAUAAUGCUUGAAGAGUCUUAAGAGAACUUUACUAUAAUAGUACUUAAACUCUAAAUUCCUAAAACCUGCACUCUGCAGAGCUGGGCAGGGAAUCUCAAAGCUGUGUAGCAACUUGUUUGUGAGACAAGCUUGAGCAACCACGUGAGUGUUCAUAAUUACUCUAAUGGGAACUUGACUUUCACUGAGCACUUACUGAGUAUCCUUAUAAUCUGUUCAGCUCACGCGCAGUCCAAACAGAGCUGGUAAGACCCAGCCCUAUCGGGCUAAGUGCCUUAACCCCUUUUACCUGUGCAAUUGUGUUAUUAUCUUAGAAGACACACAGUCAAAAUGUCCGCGGGUAAUGCUCACGGCAUCGAUUUAUCAGACUGCCCGUUGCUUAUGUCGUUUUCUUUAGUGUCCCAAGUGGGACAUCCCCACUUGUGUCGAAUUUGCGCAGGAAAAACCGCUUCAAAGCAGCCACGGUGUGUGUUUUUAUCGAAUUAAAACAAUACAUUUACAUUUUCACAUUGGGGGGGGGCGGUGGAUUGUUCUGGCAAGCAUUAGUAGCCGUUGUGUGAUGUCAGGCGUAGCGAGAGGAUGUUUCAGUUUCACUGGCCAGCCCUUCUUCUGGGCUUGCUGUUACAUGCUCGAAGCAACAGAUUGCAUUUGCCUGUACAAGCCACAUAUGGCUUUUCUUUCAUUUUCAGGAGUGGUAAAACAAUAAAGGCAGUCUCUCCAUCACUUUGCCUAAACACGAGCACAGGUAAAAACCCAGGUGUGCAUCCGAUUGUUGGCACUGAAAUGUUUAACUAACAAAACAUUCCCCUUCGCUGGGUGCCCUUUUUUUUUAGUUUUCAUGCUCAUGGCUGCUGCGACUGAGAGCCACAAUGUAUAUGCAAUCCAUAGGUCAUAGCAGGUAAUAUCCACGAUUUAAUCUACACGAUGCUAUAGUUAAAGCCUUUAAGUACAUCGAUGUGCUGCUUUCAUUAACAAGUUAAUUUCUACAAAUGCGUUCCAACCUAUUAUUUCCUUAUUUUCAUCCCAUUCCAUCUUAAAUAAUUGCCCAAGGUGUACACACUCUGAUGGCUUUUCAUAUUUCCAGUUUUAUUUAGCAAUAUUGUUGUGCAUGGCUUGUGUUUUGCACGGAUUUAUCUUGAACUUUGCAUCAGUCUUGGAUAGUUCUUCAAUCAGUUCCUGUCGUUAAUUUCCGUUGUUUUUUUAUGACUGCGUCAGCAGCAAAUCUGAGAUGGCUGUUAUUUUCUUUAUUUUAGAGCGUUUAUUUCUCCAAUCCAGUGUUCGAAAUUCCUCUUCUGUUGGCGUGAAUAUAUAUCGGGUUGUCUCUGAUAUAUAUUGUUAAUCUAAUGCGAUCUCUGUAGCUGUUUCGUCCAUGUGAAUGGUUUUCAUUCUGAAUGUUAUACUUAUUCUGUGAUAGCUUGAUGACAGCAGCAAUUUCUUCCGAGUCAAAUGCUUUUGCGUCAUCUUCAAAGGCUAAGCAUAAUGGUCAUGUCAUGAUGGCGACAAAAAGUAUCUCCAGGUGAUGGGACUAUAUUUUGAGACCGACUUAAGUGGCCUGAAAUGUGUUUACUGGAGCCAGAUUUCAUGAACCCAAAACUGAAAAAGUGGCCCCGUUGUUUCCUCAAUAGAAUUCCUCUUGGUAGUCCACGAGUGAGGAGUGUCGUGUUUCGGAAUGGGGCACGGGUGUGAACGCAAGGUACCUGUGCUCAACCCUUUGCAAUUGUGCCUCAUCACGCAUGGUUUCGUAAAAUGUUUUAAAGGUAUUAUAAAUAAUGUAUCUCCAUUUCCAUCUUUUCGAGUGGUUUCCUUUUUGUAGGAUUUGUAGAGUUAUGGUAAAUUAAACAAGUAAUUGUUUAUGUGAUGAUAUGCUUUGGUUUAUUAAAAUUACUGGGUUUAAAUGUGGUUAUUCAUUUGCGUAUUGUUCAAUGCUUGACCAGUGAUUCUCCAAAUGUUUGCAUUACAAAUGUACAUUGUCGUGUCCACUUUUAGGGGGAUUCUCAAAAUGAACUCUGAAGAUACUGUAAAUAUUACAUGGUACCAAAUGAACAAAUUAGAAAUAAAGUGUGUGUGUGCU